CACUCUUCACUCCAAUUCAACCUUCCCACACUCCUCUCUCUCUAGAACUGAUCAUCCUCUUCUCUCUCUCUCUAAAAGUCUGUGUGUUGUUCAUCUCUCUCAGCUGUUUCAAGCUUCUCAGCUCUGUUUUUUACUAAGUUGUAAUGGCUCUCGAAGCUCUCAACUCACCCACCGCAGCAACCUCUUCGUUCCACCAUGAAAACGUGAGCCAUCGGUAUCUGGAACAGUGGUCCAAAGGGAAGCGCUCGAAGCGUCCGCGUAUGGAAACCCCACCCACUGAAGAAGAGUACCUCGCUCUCUGCCUCAUCAUGCUCGCUCGUGGCGGCGCCGCCUCCUCCUCCACCGCCUCACAUCGCAGCCACUCCACACCUCCUCCGCCGCCGCAGCCAUCGACUUCGUCCGAUUCAAAGCCCGUCUACAAGUGUAGCGUAUGCGACAAGGCCUUCGGCUCCUACCAAGCCCUAGGCGGUCACAAGGCCAGUCACCGCAAGCAAGCCGGAGGAACCGACGACCAGUCAACAACCUCCACCGGUACCGGCACCACCACAGCCGCCGCCAUCACCACCGGCGGAAGGACGCACGAGUGCUCCAUCUGCCACAAGUGCUUUCCCACUGGCCAGGCCUUGGGUGGACACAAGCGAUGCCACUACGAAGGCGGCGCUGGGAGCGCCGCCGCCGGAGGAAGCAGCGGCGGUGUCACCUUGUCGGAAGGUGCGGGUUCCACCGUCAGCCACCGUGAUUUCGAUUUGAACCUCCCUGCCUUGCCGGAGUUCUGGCCGGGAUUCCGCGACGAGGAGGUCUCGAGUCCUCAUCCUGCGAAGAAGCCCCGCUUUAUGUUGCCGCCAAAACCCGAAAUCUCUCAAGCUCACUAGAUUUACAACUUAGGGACACGAUUCGGGGAUUUUUGGGGAUUUAAUUUGAUUAUUGUGUUUUUUUUAGCUUGAAUUUUUUUUUUUGUACAUAAGAUCCGAGACUGUUCUCUCUAUACAUUUUGUGAUAGUGAAAAAUUCAAUUUAUUGUUUAAGAAACUUAUAUAAUGUGAUGGAGGCUUGUGGAUUAGAAUUAAUUAAGCUUAAUGUUAUGGUCGA
Camellia sinensis is the source of this 1088-nucleotide messenger RNA. RefSeq names its product zinc finger protein ZAT10. The record is from RefSeq and is a predicted model, not a curated record. Lineage: Eukaryota; Viridiplantae; Streptophyta; Magnoliopsida; Ericales; Theaceae. Gene Ontology annotation, molecular function: DNA-binding transcription factor activity; transcription cis-regulatory region binding. Gene Ontology annotation, biological process: regulation of DNA-templated transcription. Gene Ontology annotation, cellular component: nucleus.